AUGGAUCAGUCAGCAUUAGACGCGUUCCAUGGAGAACUAAUACAGACGUCGCCGUCACUGGACUUUCUACUGGCGGAGGACUCGCCGCUCUCGACAGUAGAUACAGUGGGAACAGGCACGACGAGCAACACAGAGAGCAGCGGGCCAGAUUUCACAAACGGCACCCCUAGCUGGAAUGACACGGCCAGUCUGAAUAACAUGCUGAGUGAAAACGCGCUUGAGUCCAUCAACCGGCAGCGAUCGCAGAACAAGCUGAUUCACUUGGAUCCCAUACCCGAUUUCCAGGAUCGUAACGAAAUCAAGCCGUGGCUUCAGAAGAUUUUCUAUCCCCAAGGUAUCGAGAUUGUGAUCGAGCGUUCUGACAACAUCAAGGUAGUGUUCAAGUGCAAGGCGUCGAAAAGGGGCAGGGCCUCUCGCAAGCAAGCCGGUUGCGGGUCGCUGCCGGAAGAAAAGGAAAACCCCGAGAGCCCGCUGGCGGUGAAGAGGGUACAACAGGCAAACAAGAAAAAGAGGUCCGUAUCUCCGUAUAACACAUGCCCGUUCCGGGUACGCGCGACAUAUUCGCUGAAGCGCAAGAAGUGGAACAUCGUGGUUAUGAAUAAUGGACACUCACAUCCUUUGAAGUUCAACGCCGAUAGCGACGACUACAAAAAGUUCAAAAAUUACCUGCGUGAGAAUGAAGACUGGGACGCCGUUAAGAAGUUCGAUGAGCUGGAGUGCAGGACUCGUUUCAACCUUCCUACACAACCACAACCGAUCCCCUGUGACUGUGGACUUACGCAAGAAAUUGAGAGUUUUAACAUUGUCCUUCCUACGUCGGACUCUCUCGCAAAUUCAACCGACAAGACAGUGAGCAAGCCACGCCACAAAUCCACGCGCAAGGGCAAUAAGCAGAUGGCCACGGCUCUCAGUCGAAAUUCAACGCCUCUCGGAUUUUUGGACAAGUCACCGUCUCAAUCGGCACGCUCUGGACAAGAGCCACAGCGUAUCAAGCAGGAGAGCACCGGCGCCCCCCAGGAACCUCAUUCUGGCAUGACGGGGUUAUCGCCGAUGCAAAACUUUGAUACAUCUAUGUCAGGAUGGGACCCAAACACGCUCACCAGCCAGUCCGAGGAGAUUGACUUUACAGACUUGUUUCUUCGACCUUUGCCUCGGACAAAGCAGGACCCCAUUUUUGAGAAGCCCCAAACGCUUAACAGUCCCGGGCGCGACCAGCCUUGGAACGCUUCCAAAAACUUCAUGGACGACCUGCAAUUUCAACUCGCGCCGGUAUGCGAACCCAGCCACACAAGCAAUGCCCACUGCAUUCUUCCGUCAUCGACAGAGGCACAUAUGAACUGCGAUGCAAUGGACGCUGGCUCACAGCAUGAGUUUCCCCAUCACAGGGUCCAACAGCAAGACCCAAGCAUGCUGCAUAGCUCCCCGGCUAACGGAAUGCUGAGCUCGGACCUUGGCAACAUGCACCUCACGGGUCAGCAGAUGCAAGUGCCGCAUCCUGACCCAGGACUCCCCUGGGAACCACAACACAGCAACGACCCUCAUGGAUAUAGUAAUGACUUCUAG
Molecule: messenger RNA, 1563 nt
Organism: Lachancea thermotolerans CBS 6340
Lineage: Eukaryota; Fungi; Ascomycota; Saccharomycetes; Saccharomycetales; Saccharomycetaceae
Gene: AFT1
Product: DNA-binding transcription factor AFT1
Exons: 1
Coding region: 1-1563 (520 amino acids)
Molecular function (GO): DNA-binding transcription factor activity, RNA polymerase II-specific
Source: RefSeq, a predicted model, not a curated record